GAGCUCCUCCGGUUCGGCAGAGAGCGCUCCUACCCCGGCUCCCGAGCCGACCCGCGGCACAAGUGUCCGUGUGUGCGGCAGAGGCACCGGGAUCUCUCCGCUGCAGCCCCGGGCAGCACUGAUCUACCCCCCACACCGCGACUCUCCCCGGACACUCAACACAGAGAGGUCCGAGUUCCACCCGCAGCCCCGGCGUUUUCCCGGCGCUGCCAGCUCCUCGCCUUCACCCCCCGACACAGGUCUGCUCUCCUCCCGGUCAGAGCUUUAGCCUCGUCCCGGUGACACGUCUUUCGGGACCCCGCUUUUCUCGGCUCUUUACUGGGACAGUUCAGCCCUGAUCAGAGCGGCUGCAUGAGCGGCCUGGGCCAGCCGCAGCAGGGAGGGGGCUUGCGCUCUCGAAGGGUCCCUGGUCGAGAGGCGGGGCCCCCGGGAGCCUCAGCGACCACAGGGGGCACUAUGGACAGCUGCUGUUUAGACCCCGGGUUGCUGCGGAGACUGAUCGAAUUGCCCUCUCCCCCUCUGUCCAGGCACCAACUCAAGAGGCUCGAGGAGCACAGGUACAGCAGUGCGGGACGCUCGCUGCUGGAGCCACUGAUGCAGAGGUAUUGGGAGUGGCUGGUAGCUCGGGUUCCUUCGUGGAUUGCUCCAAACCUCAUCACCAUCGUGGGACUGGCCACAAACGUGUUCACAACGCUGGUGUUGGUAUACUACUGCCCCACGGCAACAGAGCAGGCUCCUCUCUGGGCAUACCUGCUCUGCGCCAUAGGGCUCUUCAUUUACCAGUCGCUCGACGCCAUUGAUGGAAAACAGGCGCGACGUACCAACAGCAGCUCACCACUUGGGGAGCUGUUUGACCACGGCUGUGACUCCCUCUCCACAGUGUUCGUUGUCCUGGGCACUAGCAUCGCGGUGCAGCUUGGCACAAACCCGGACUGGAUGUUCUUCUGCUGCUUCUCUGGGAUGUUCAUGUUCUACUGUGCACACUGGCAGACGUACGUGUCGGGAACGCUGCGCUUCGGAAUCAUCGACGUGACCGAGGUGCAGAUCUUCAUCAUCUCUGUGUAUCUCCUCGCCGCUGUGGGAGGGACAACCUUCUGGCAGUCUACGAUCCCGCUGCUGAAUGUUCAGAUGAAGAUGGUUCCGGCCUUUUUCACGUUCUUAGGAGCCAUUUUCUCCUGCACCAACUACUUCAGAGUGAUCUUCACUGGAGGAGUGGGCAAGAAUGGCUCCACCAUCGCUGGCACCAGCGUCUUGUCUCCAGUCUUUCACAUCGGGACCGUGAUCAUUCUGGCCAUGAUGAUCUACAAGAAAUCUGCCAUAGGACUGUUUGAGAGACACCCCUGCCUCUACAUCUUGGCAUUUGGCUUUGUGUCAGCCAAGAUCACCAACAAACUGGUGGUGGCCCACAUGACAAAGAGUGAGAUGCACCUUCACGACUUCUCGUUCCUGGGCCCUGGGCUGCUGUUCCUGGAUCAGUAUUUUAACAGCUUCAUCGACGAGUACCUUGUGCUUUGGGCCGCACUGGUCCUGUCUCUGUUUGACUUGGUGCGGUACUGCGUCAGUGUGUGUAACCAGAUUGCCUGUCACCUGCACAUCCAUGUCUUCAAGAUCAAGAGCGGCUCCACAGCGCCACAUACAGCACAUCACUGACACAAGGCUCCUGUGCUCUGUCCUUGUCUCCUCUUUCUUCUCCUGUUUCCUGUCACCUAACCUCCAUGUCUUCUACUUCCUAACCUGCCCAUCUUCUCUGUCUUUAUGACUUCACAGUGCCCUCCUCUGGUUCUGCCUCCUGAAAAUUGUACUGUUAGAUGAGCAGGACUUUGUGUCAAAGUUCUGGAGACUUUUUGUGGGACUAGACCCUCCUUCAGUCUUUAAUCAUUAUUACCCUGAAAAGUCCUGGUUGGAAUAGUUUGUUUUGCAUCAACUCAUUGAAGAUGGGAUGUGAAGUUUAAUAAUUAACUGUUUGAAGAAAAUCCAAAUAUUAAAACUAAUGUAAUUUAAUCCACUGCUCAUAUGACGGGCCCAGUACAGCAGAGGCACUGUAACGUCACACCUAUGUAUCUGCUUCCUUACUUUCUCGUCUCCUUGCCAUUCCCCAAUUUGAGUCAUUUGCCAAAUUUGCGUCAAUCAUGCUAGUCUUUAUUAUCAUUAUUUUCCUCCAGAAGUGGAGAAAAUGUUUGUCAAUUGAAACCUUAGUUCACCAUUCAUUUAAGUUACACAAAGAAAGUUUCAUAAUGUUUAUUUUUUUAUAAAAACAGAUAAAAUCCUGUGUCACUGUAAUCACCAAACAUGAAAUAUUAGACUCAAAUCACUUGUGUCAAAUCAAUGUUUCUCUGCACUCAUCUGUUUGCUUGAGCUUUUUAGCAUUUAAAUAUGGGGUUAACUCGAACAUUACACUCAGAUUUAACUUUAAAUGAACAAAAAUUUAAUGAAUAAUAAAAUAGAUGGCAUAUUACAUGUAGCCUGCCCGUGUGUGUGUGUUUUUGUACUAAAUGACAAGUUUUGUGCAUUUGCGCAGAUUGAAUUUUGACGCAAAUUUGGCUCUGACUCAGAUUGGGGGAAUGACACUCCUCUCUGCUGUAUCGUAGCUCCUUCCCUUCUUAUUUCCUCUCCUUGUCUCCUCCCUUCUCCUAGUCUUGUCUCCUCACUGCUGCCUCUCCUUAAAGUUGUUUGUCAAAAGGACUCCAUAGAAUCUGCUCGAGGCUGGGCUAAAACUAAUGUUACUUAUUUCAUCCAGAGUUCAUUAAAAUUUUACUUUUCUCUGACAAAACUCAUCUGAGCUCAAAUCUGCUAUUCCACACUCCUCCAUCUUCUGUUACCUCACUGUUAUGGAUUUCAAAAUGUCCUCCACUUCCUGUUACAAAAACCUGUAGGAUACAAAUAUAACCUUUCUAUAAGAAUUGGUAAAAAAAAAAUGUCUUAGACUAAAAAUCUAAACCUGAAUUUGAGACACACCCAGAAUAAAUGGUCAAAAAAUUAACAAUUUGAUCAUAUUAAAUCCAAACUAAAUCUGCCCAAUCCAGAGUCUUAACAAGGACUACCAGGAUCGAAGAAUGACUGAGGAAGGACUUACCCAGAAUGCACCAUGUGCUUUUACUAAACUGUAGGACUGAGACAAACAGAACUGAGCCAAAGAUAAAGCCAGUAUUAAACCAGGACUAAAGCGCAAAACCCUCUGGGAUAAAAUUACACCAGGAUCAACAAAACAAAUUUCAAUUAAGCAAAGUUUAACUGAGAAACUGGUUGAAAACAUCUUUUUACAGGAUUAAACUGGCUGCUGUGAACAUUUCUGUUUAAAGUAUUGUAUUCUCCUAUCUUGAGUCCAGCCCUGAGCAGACUGAACCUGCUUCUGCCUCUGAAUGUGUGAAGAAUCAAAUAAUGUCAUUAAUAUUGUACAUAAGAGUAUUAGAGACGCGGUGCUAACCACUCCACUACUGUCUCAUUUUGUGUUUUUGUAAAUGAUUGCGUUGGCCUUUGUAAAUACACUCACUGUCUGUGCUUCUCUCUAAGUUAAAGCCUUUUUUAAAUCAAA
Molecule: messenger RNA, 3532 nt
Organism: Periophthalmus magnuspinnatus
Lineage: Eukaryota; Metazoa; Chordata; Actinopteri; Gobiiformes; Gobiidae
Gene: cept1b
Product: choline/ethanolamine phosphotransferase 1b
Exons: 10
Coding region: 352-1650 (432 amino acids)
Biological process (GO): phosphatidylethanolamine biosynthetic process
Cellular component (GO): endoplasmic reticulum membrane; Golgi apparatus
Molecular function (GO): ethanolaminephosphotransferase activity; diacylglycerol cholinephosphotransferase activity
Source: RefSeq, a predicted model, not a curated record